CACUCGCGCGGGGCGCCGCCAUGAGCCUGGACAUCCAGUGCGAGCAGCUGACGGACGCCCGCUGGACGGAGGUCCUGCCGCUCAUCCGGCAGUCCGAGGUGGUCAGACUGGACGACUGUGGCCUGACAGAGGGCCGCUGCAAAGACAUCAGCUCUGCCCUGCAGGCCAACCCUUCCCUGACUGAGCUCAGCCUGCGCACCAACGAGCUGGGCGAUGCUGGCGUGCACCUGGUGCUACAAGGCCUGCAAGCCCCGACCUGCAAGAUCCGAAAGCUCAGCCUCCAGAACUGCUCCCUGACAGAGGCCGGCUGUGGAGUCCUGCCCAGUGCCCUGCGCUCCCUGCCCACCCUGCGUGAACUGCAGCUCAAUGACAACCCCCUGGGGGAUACAGGCCUGCGGUUGCUCUGCGAAGGACUUCUGGAUACCCAGUGCCACCUGGAAAAGUUGCAGCUGGAAUACUGCAACCUGACUGCUACAGGCUGCGAGGCCCUGGCGUCCGUGCUCCGGGUCAAGCCCAACUUCAAGGAGCUUGUGGUGAGCAACAACAGUAUCGGCGAGGCGGGUGCUCGAGAGCUGUGCCAGGGCCUGGCCAAGUCCACCUGCCAGCUGGAGACGCUCAAGCUGGAUAGCUGCGGCCUCACAUCAGCCAACUGUAAGGACCUAUGUGGCCUGAUUGCCUCCAAGGCCUCACUGAGUGAGCUGGACCUGGGCUUUAACAAGCUGGGGGACGCAGGUAUUGCUGAGCUCUGCCCAGGGCUGCUGAGCCCCAGCUCCCAGCUGAAGACCCUCUGGCUUUGGGAGUGUGACAUCACCAGCAAAGGCUGCAGAGAUAUUUGCCGAAUUCUGGGGGCCAAGGAGAGCCUGAAGGAACUCAGUCUGGUGGGCAACAACCUGGGGGACGAGGGUGCCCAGUUGCUGUGUGAGCGCCUGCUGGAGCCCAGCUGCCAGCUGCAGUCCUUAUGGGUAAAGGAGUGCAGCUUCACCGGCGCCUGCUGCCAGCACUUCAGUGCGGUGCUGGCCCAGAACAAACACCUUGUGGAGUUGCAGUUGAGCAACAACAAGUUGGGGGACACUGGUGUCCAGCAGCUCUGCCAGGCCCUGUCCCAGCCCAGCACAAGACUGCAGAUACUCUGCCUGGGGGACUGUGAAGUGACAGACAGCAGCUGCAGGGCCCUUGCUGCUCUCCUCUGCACCAACCAGAGUCUGAAAGAGUUGGACCUCAGCAACAAUGGUCUGGGCGACCCCGGUAUCCAGCUGCUAGUCACCAGCCUGGAGCGUCCUGACAGCCACCUGGAACAGCUCGUCCUGUAUGACAUUUACUGGUCGGAGGCUAUGGAAGAUCGCCUACGGGCCCUGGAGGAGAGCAAGUCCAACCUGAAGGUCAUCUUCUGAGCACCCCCACUCAUCUCCCGCCCUGUAGCAGCCGUGCCUUACCCCCACCUGGGGCCUUCACGCUUGAUUCCUAGCUUUGAAAAAACAGAUCAACAGCUCCAAGAGAAUGUCAGACUUUAUCACCAUUAAAGCACUGUUGCGGCAUAGGGCUGCUCGUCCCUCCAUGGCAG
Messenger RNA from Sorex fumeus (smoky shrew), 1561 nucleotides. It is a transcript of the gene RNH1, whose product is annotated as ribonuclease/angiogenin inhibitor 1. The record is from RefSeq and is a predicted model, not a curated record. Gene Ontology annotation, molecular function: protein binding. Gene Ontology annotation, cellular component: cytoplasm. The transcript has 9 exons. NCBI's taxonomy places the organism in Eukaryota, Metazoa, Chordata, Mammalia, Eulipotyphla, Soricidae. Bases 21 to 1391 code for a protein of 456 amino acids.